GACAUAGACUGACAAGUCUGAUGCCCACAUCUGAUCCCCUGAUACAUCCCUACUUCUACUGGCCUAACUAUGGCUACGAGAAAUAUUGGGCAGACGGUGACUGGAUAAUAAGGGACCAUAAAUAUGACCUAGGGCCGAACGAGACCACGACCAAGAUACCCUUGGUGUGCGGGGAAGAAUGCAAUUACAUGAACCGCAAGAUCGGAGAAGUAUGCGGCCAGAGAGCCUCCUGGUAUAGAUUUCCCAGCUGUUAUGAUGACUCGUGCUACGGGAUGAUUUUUAAGGAAAUACUUAUUUAUAACUACAGAACCUUCGAAACGUACUGUAAAUUUCUGGACCAGCAGUGCCGCGACACUGACUACUACAGAUGGACUCUGAUACACCGCGGUGCGUGCAUCAAGCGGCAGGAAAGAAUAUUAAAGCCUCUCAUGAAACAACCGGUACUCGUCUCGAGAGCCUGGGCCUACCUCUCCACCUGGAACAAAACCUACGAAGCGCUGUUUAGCGAGUCAACCGCCUCCACGCCAAGAGUUAUUAUAACUGGUCGUACUACAAAAUCAACGACAACAAUGACACCGGCUAAAUGGCCUUGAAUUCCGUCAGAGUUAUUAAAAUUUUAUGUUCGAA
This is a messenger RNA of Ostrinia nubilalis (European corn borer), 627 nucleotides long. RefSeq lists its product as uncharacterized. The transcript has 3 exons. The record is from RefSeq and is a predicted model, not a curated record. NCBI's taxonomy places the organism in Eukaryota, Metazoa, Arthropoda, Insecta, Lepidoptera, Crambidae. Bases 21 to 593 code for a protein of 190 amino acids.